UUGAUGAAAAUGGGCCGACGCAUCUCCUCUCGAUCACUCCACCGAUCAGAACAGAUCACCCCGCCGCCGCCAUUUCUGUCACUCCCCCGAGCUAGGGUCUCCGCCGCCGCCGCCGCCAUCUCCGUCACUCACCCGAGCUAGGGUCUCCGACCUCCGCCCCCCGCCGGCGCCGCGCCCCAUGGAUCCUCCGUGCAAGCAGGCGGCGGAAUCGGGCUCCCGCGUCCCGGACGAGCUGCUGGAGGACAUCUUCGCGCGGAUGCCGGCCAAGUCGGUGCAGCGCUGCCGCUGCCUCUCUCGCGCCUGGGCUGCGGUGCUCUCCUCCAGCGGCUUCGCCGACCGCCACCUCCGCCUCGCCAACCGCCGGGACGGCUCCCGCAGCCUCUUCUUCCUCCCAGAUCCCGGCUCGGGCGACGACACCACGGUGCACGCGUGGUCGCCCCGCCGCCCCCUCGUCGCCGUCCUCCGCGACGAGCGCCUCCGCCGCGUUGCCGCCGUCACCCGCCAGUGCCGCGGCCUCGUCCUUCUUGAGGCCAAAGGGGAUAACCUGAUCUCCGUCUGCAACCCGGCCCGCGGGCACUCCAGCUACACGGUGGACCACUACGUCUACAACCCGUCCACCGGCCAGGUGACGGCGCUCCCGGAGGGCAAGGAGGCGUCCGGCGUCUGGCCGCAGAACCAUGCCAUCCUCGGGCUCGGCUACGACACAGGCAUCCGGAAGCACAAGGUGGUGCGCCUCUACUGCCGCGGCGAGCUCCCUCCGGCGUGCGAGGUCUAUGUGCUCGACUCCACGGGGUACUGGCGGCCGCCGUCCGGUGCCGCCAGGACGAUGCCGCCGGCCUGGGCAACCAAUUACUGCACCGACCAGAGCGUCUUUGCGCAGGGCCACGUGUACUGGGCCGCCCAGCCGCACAAGAAGUACACAGGCAAAAGGGUCAUCAUGUCAUUCUCGAUGGCCGAUGAGGUGUUCGGGAUUUUGCCACCACCAGACAUGGACACGGUGCACUGGCGAAUAACAGAGCUUGGCGGGCACCUCUGCCUCUUCAAAGACAUCACCGUUGUGUGCUCAUACGACGUCUGGAUUCUGCGAGACCCCCUGGAGGGCACUUGGGACCUACAUUGCCGCAUCAACUUGGACGCGGCGUCUCCAGCAGCAGCACAACUGAGAUGCUCCACGAGCGUCAUCCCACUCGACAUCGUUGAUGAUGGCAACCGCGUGCUGCUCAGGCCAGAGCCUCGCAAUAUCUGUAGAGAAAAUUUGGGUGCCCAUCAACUUGUUGUGUACGACCCUGCGAUCGAAGAUGUCGAGGACCUUCUUGCUGGCGGCAGCAUGGUUUCUCACCACACCAUGGCGCGAAGACCCGCGGCACCGUAUGAGGAAAGCAUCGAGUCUACCGGGCGGCCGCAUGAGGACAUCAUCUUCUCGUCCACCUCCUCACAGGUCCUGGUGCAGGUGCUGUGUCGGCUACCAGCCCGCACCCUUGGGCGGCUCAAGUGUGUCUGUCGGACCUGGUGCGCCAUCAUCGAGUCUGGCCGCUUCAUCAGGCUGCACUACGAGCACACAUGCAAGAGCUCCCUUGCUUGCGUCGUCCUCUCCAUGCCUCAUAGUCGGAGGUUCGCCUCACUGGAUUCUUGCCUGAACGACCUGAAACUGUCAUGCCAAAUGCAGCAGCUACAUCGUAGGGUGGUGAGCUCGAAGCCCUGCCAUGGCCUCCUCCUCAUGGCCCACAACAACUAUGGUGUUCACGUGUGCAACCCUGUCACUGGAGCACAUGUUUUCCAUUGCAGUUUGCCUUUUGAGCAGCCAUCGGAUGCUGCUGCUGCUCACCCCGGUUGCGUUGGCUUGGGGUACGACCUAUUGAGGGAAGAGCAUAUCAUCAUGGUUCUUGCCUAUAAAUCUCGCAACUUUGACACUGGGAGCUACACCAUGGAGUGCAGCAUCCGGAGGCUAACGGAUUGCAUGACAAAGAAGGUGGCUCCUUCGCCACCGAUCCCAGUGACCGUCGAUGUACCACCGGUCUAUGCAGGUGGCAAGAUGUACUGGAUGGGGGAGUCACGAUUCAGUGCGGGCUGCUCAUCAGUUCUUGUGUUUGACAUCUGCAGCAAGGCUUUCAAUGUCCUACCAGCACCACGCACCAUGGGCGACAGUGGUAGGAUGCUCGUGACGGAGCUCGCCAGGCAGAUUCGUGUCGUGCACAUUUGCCCAAAUACAGAGACGAUGACCAUAUGGCGCAAGCAGGAGCUAGUUACACUUGACGAUGGCCAAGGAUGGACAAUAGAGCACUGGAUACAGCUUGGACAGUGGCCAGAGUUCUCACUGAGAACAGCGGCGAGGCUUGUGAUUCCGUUGGCUGUUGACGACGCCGGCCGGAUCUUACUCGACACUGGAAGGGCGCUGGGGUACUAUGAUCCAAGAAACCAGACAUUGGAGACCGUGUUUCCGACUAGCAGUCUGCAGCACUCCUGCCCACGCUUCUUUUCUGCGGUGUUGUGCGAGGACAGCUUAGUUCGUCCAUAUGGUCGGCAACGUCAGUACUAUGGAACUUAAGCAAACGAAGAAGAAUGAUUGAUGUGUUCCCGCAGAAUGCCGCACUGCUCCAUUGUUUUUUUUUGUCUUCCAUCAGUCAGAUCAGUAUUUUGGAGGCAUAUCCAGUCCAAGUGUGAUUCCCUGGGAAUUUUUUCAUAAGUGACACCCAAUAGUUUUACCUCGUGGUUUGGAGAACUAUGCUGCCUACUGCGUCUAAAAUCUGAAAGUAUGUUAUGUGGCCGUAGUUUGCAUCAUCUUUUGUCUCUCUUCCCUCUAGUUAUUGAUUCAAAUCCCUGUCGUACAAGACUAGUAGACCUGUCAUAUUUGAUCCAGUUUGCUUAGUGUUGAUGCAACUUACAACUCACAUUUUUUUUAACUGGGAUCAAACUGGAAUGUUACUGUGCUGUUAUCACUUUCUAUGAAGGCUUUUUCUGGGGUGUAAAGUUCAG
Messenger RNA from Triticum dicoccoides, 2973 nucleotides. RefSeq lists its product as uncharacterized. The coding region runs from base 179 to 2545 and encodes 788 amino acids. NCBI's taxonomy places the organism in Eukaryota, Viridiplantae, Streptophyta, Magnoliopsida, Poales, Poaceae. The transcript has a single exon. The record is from RefSeq and is a predicted model, not a curated record. Gene Ontology annotation, molecular function: protein binding.